Camelus dromedarius (Arabian camel) is the source of this 3195-nucleotide messenger RNA. RefSeq names its product sphingomyelin phosphodiesterase acid like 3A (gene SMPDL3A). The transcript is spliced from 8 exons. The record is from RefSeq and is a predicted model, not a curated record. Lineage: Eukaryota; Metazoa; Chordata; Mammalia; Artiodactyla; Camelidae. Gene Ontology annotation, biological process: sphingomyelin catabolic process. Gene Ontology annotation, molecular function: sphingomyelin phosphodiesterase activity. Bases 242 to 1603 code for a protein of 453 amino acids.
GUGGCCCCAAGCACAUUCCUCCUCAGGGCAGUCACUGACGCUAAGAAACUAAAAUACAGAUAAUCUUUAAACAGCUGCGAAAGGUCCAGUGAACCGACUCGUUGCGGAAUCUGCCCUCGCACGUGACCGCUGGGCGUCUACACCCGAAGAGGUCUUCCACCUCCUCCCCGGCCCCGGACCCGACGUCCGUGUGGAGCCGCGGGACGAGCAGAGGCUCCCAGGCCCUCGGCCGCGGCCCGCGAUGGCGCUGCUGGGCACGCUCCUCUGCUGCCUGCUGGCCGCCUGGCACGGCCGGCCCAGUCUCGGGCUGCCACUGGCUCCCGCUGGCCGCGGGAGUCCCCCUGCGGCGGUGGGACAGUUUUGGCACGUGACUGACUUACACCUAGACCCUACUUACCACAUCACAGAGGACCACACAAAAGUGUGCGCUUCAUCCAAAGGUGCAAACGCCUCCAAUCCGGGCCCUUUUGGAGAUGUUCUGUGUGAUUCUCCUUAUCACCUUAUUUUGUCAGCAUUUGAUUUUAUUAAAAAUUCAGGACAAGAAGCAUCUUUCAUGAUCUGGACAGGGGAUAGCCCACCUCACGUUCCAGUGCAUGAACUCUCAACAGACACAGUCAUAGAUGUGAUUGCUAAUAUGACAGCCACUAUCCAGAGUCUCUUUCCAAACCUCCAGGUUUUCCCCGCCCUGGGAAAUCAUGACUAUUGGCCACAGGAUCAACUACCUGUAGUCACCAGCAAGGUGUACAAUGCGGUAGCAAACCUCUGGAAGCCAUGGCUAGAUGAAGAAGCUGUUUGUACCCUAAGGGAAGGUGGCUUUUAUUCACAGAAAGUUUCAACUAAUCUGAACCUUAGGAUCAUCAGUCUCAAUACAAACUUAUACUACGGCCCAGAUCUUGUGACCCUCAAUAUGACUGACCCAGCAAAUCAGCUCAAAUGGCUAGAAAAUACCCUGAACAUCUCUCAGCAAAAUAAGGAGAAGGUGUACAUCAUAGCUCAUGUUCCAGUGGGGUACCUGCCUUUUUCAAGGAGCAUCACGGCAAUGAGAGAAUACUAUAAUGAGAAAUUGAUAGAGAUUUUUAGGAAAUACAGCAACAUCAUUGCAGGGCAAUUCUAUGGACACACUCACAGAGAUAGCAUUAUGGUUCUUUUGGAUAAGAAAGGAAGUCCAGUAAGUUCCUUGUUUGUGGCUCCUGCUGUUACCCCAGGGAGGAAUGUUUUAGAAAAGCUGACCAACAAUCCUGGUGUCAGACUAUUUCAGUAUGAGCCUCGUGACUAUAAAUUAUUGGACAUGCUGCAGUACUUCUUGAACCUGACAGAUGCUAAUCGAAGGGGAGAAUCCAACUGGAAGCUGGAGUAUAAGCUGACCCAGAUCUACAACGUUGAAGAUUUGCAGCCAAAAAGUUUGUAUGGAUUAGCUAAACAAUUUACAGUCAUAGACAGUAAGCAGUUUAUGAAAUACUACAACUACUUCUUUGUGAGUUAUGACAGCAGUGUGCUUUGUGUUGGGAGAUGUAAGGCCCUUCAGAUUUGUGCAAUUAUGAAUCUUGAUUAUAUUUCCUACACAGAUUGCCUCAAACAAUACUAUAGAAAGCACAGUCUGUAGUAUUUCAUAGUCUGUACUCAUCGAAAUUAUAAUAUUGCUCUGUUUCUGAGAUCAGUUGGUGGAAAUUGUUAUGCAAAUUUUUGUGAGUUACUGAGUAGGCAGGCAGAAUUCCUGUCUUUGCCUUUUUACGAUAUCCAAAUGUAGAUAUUUUUAACAUUCUACUUUUCUAUCAUAUCGAAUAUAUUUAAACUGCCCCUUACUAGAAUGAUGUUUGGAUGUAAAUAUCUUAUCUUCCAGUUUAUAUAAUUAUAUCUAAUUUAUACCCUUGUUGCAAUUGUCAUUUAUACAAUAAAGCAAAUUACUUUUCCCUAAGUAUAAUGAAUUAUUUUUGAUAUGUUAAUUUUCAGCCUUUUAAUUCACUCUUGUGGAAACUUUGUGUGUAAACUGAGGUUCAAACAGUUUAAGUACCAUGAAGUUGACACUGUCUGUGCACUAUCUGUACUCUUGGGAAAACACCAAGGUCACAUGAGGGCCGUCUCUGAGACUAGGAGACAUCACGGGCCAUAUACUCACUGUGAGUGAAGGGAAGUGUUCUUCCGUGUUGCUGAGUUUUAAGGAAGAGAAUGUCACGAGUUGUACUUAUUGUAAGGAAAACAAGCAUUCCUUUCAUGGAUUUCUUCUCAGGGUUCUCCCAUGGCUGCUUACUUCUCAACAGCUUCUCUCAAGCUGUUGUUUGCUCCUAGCCUAAGUGGCAGAAUUAAAGGAAGAAAGAGAAGAGGAGGUUGAGAGAUCUAGGGGCAGAGAAGAUUGUACAUCCCAAUACUUGGGCUUGCUAGGGAAGACAGACAAUCAGCGGCUUGACUGAGGUCAGUCAAAGAAGAGACUGACUCCUUAUUCAUGUGAAAAAAAUGAGUUGUAGAUGUAAGAUCUCAUCUAAUGAAACCAAAGAAUACGGAUUUCUAGAUGGCAGAGAAUGUGAACAUUAUAAAAUAAAAAAUAUUAUUAAAAAAACUGAAAAUGUUCAUGGGGUAAAUGUUUUUCAAAAAAAUAUUCAGGUUAAAAAAUAAAUUAGUUGUGUUUUAGAAGUGAGACUUUGCUAAAACCAAGCAAAAAUCUAUUCUUAUAAAAAAUAAUCACAUCCUUUAGAAAUCAUCCUGCCUGCAAUUAUAUUUAAAGUUGGUAUUGUCAGAUGACUACUUCAUGCAUUUAUAUAUUCUUAUGUGUCUGGACAGAAGUUUUAAGAAAACAGGUUUGCACAUGUAAAGAAAAAUUUUUAAAUGGUGAAAACCAAAGAUGGCAUGAGCUGACUCAGACGAUGAGCCCUGGCGUGGGAAGGAAACAUGCUUGGGUUUGCAGGAUUACUGCUGGGGAAAUCCCUGCUCCUGCUGGGGGUUUGAGGCAGUGAACAUUUAGGGUCCUUCCCACGUGAUUCUACAGUUUAAAAAUUCUCAUGCUUCUAAUUCUGUUUACUUUUACCUUAAAAUAGGAACAAAUGAUCUUAAAGUUUGAGUAACAUUUAGGGAUGUUAUCAGUAUAUAGUUAAAUAACUUUUUCCGUCCAAAAAUCAGAAUAUGUUACAAUUAUUUGUUGUGCUUUAUUUACAAUUAUGUUCAAACAUAUAAUAAAUUUUAUUAUGACCAUAGUAAGACUCA